This is a messenger RNA of Radiomyces spectabilis, 1763 nucleotides long. RefSeq names its product major facilitator superfamily domain-containing protein. The record is from RefSeq and is a predicted model, not a curated record. Bases 94 to 1728 code for a protein of 544 amino acids. Gene Ontology annotation, cellular component: membrane. The transcript is spliced from 7 exons. Gene Ontology annotation, molecular function: sucrose:proton symporter activity. NCBI's taxonomy places the organism in Eukaryota, Fungi, Mucoromycota, Mucoromycetes, Mucorales, Radiomycetaceae.
UUUUUUUUUCGCUUCUUCUUUUCCUCUUUGCCAAACUCUUUUUGCUUUUUUGCGUUACUUCUUUAUUAUUCUAUUCUUAUCUAUUGCGAUUAAAUGAGUGAGCCUCAUCAAAAGACGCCUCUCUUGGAGCAUGCGAAUAAAAAGCCUCCUUUGAGCCGUCCAAAAGCGCACCGGCGUCGGUCGUCUUUUGAGGCCUCUACUUAUAACAGUGCGGGACGAUCCAUGACCUAUGUCAAACCCUUCGAUCCUGUACCGACGACCGAUCCAGGCCUUAGUUUUGCCAAAAUCCUGGCGUUAACCGUAUGCAUGGCCGGUGUUCAGUUUACAUGGACCGUGGAGUUAUCGUACGGUACGCCUUAUCUUUUAUCACUAAAUCUGUCGAAAGAAUUGACGGCGCUGGUGUGGUUGGCCGGUCCUUUAUCGGGACUGCUCGUGCAGCCGUUGAUCGGCGCAUUCAGUGAUAAAUGUACGUCUCGCUUUGGCAAACGUCGACCUUUUAUGGUAGUCGCUGGCGCAUUAACCUGCUUAUCCAUGAUUGGCGUUGCCUAUGCAAGAGAAAUCGGAAAUACGAUUGCCCAUCUAACGGUAUCUGACGAUGAUCCCGAUGCCCUUCGUUACGCUAAACAUACCAAUGCGAUUUUGGUGGCGGUAGCUUCGUUUUACUUUCUCGAUUUCACCCUCAAUGCUGUGCAGGCGAUCUGCCGAGCUUUAAUUCUCGAUAUCCCUCCGUUAUGGCAACAAGAUUACGCUAAUGCUUGGAGCGCUCGCAUGAGUAAUUGCGCCAUGGUGAUUGGCUACUUUGUGGGAUUUUUGGAUCUUGUGAAAUACUUUCCGUGGCUAGGCGAUACCCAGAUCAAGAUCUUUUGCAUCAUGGCCAUCCUUGUUUUUGUUAUCACCAUCACCAUUACAUGCAUUGUCACCAAAGAGAAGAAACUUGACAGAGAAGAAAAGGACAAUCUGCCGUGGUAUCAUACCUUUGUUUAUAUUUGGCGCGCGUUUCGAUUCUUACCCAAGCCGAUCCAGACUCUUUGUAAUACCCAGUUUUUUGCUUGGAUGGGUUGGUUCCCAUUCUUGUUCUACAGUACGCAAUGGGUGUCCGACAUUUACUUUGCUUCGCAUCCAUCCAAUCAAGCCGAUCAAGGCAAUUGGGCCGACGGUACGCGUGCAGGGUCUUUUGCCUUGUUGUGCUAUUCCAUCAUGUCCGUGGUCGCCGGUCUAGUAAUUCCAGCCAUCGUGAUCCGAUUCGAGAAAAUCAAGCUAUUCUCUCUGACCAACGUCUACACUGCAUCUCAUCUUAUUGUCGCUGCAUCAUUACUAUCCACUUAUUUCAUUCGAUCCGUGACCGCCGCGACUUUCAUCUUGACCGUCAUGGGCAUCCCGUGGGCCAUUGUGCUGUGGAUCCCGUUCUCCUUGGUGGGCGAGUUUGUCAGCUUCGAAGAUGAACGACGACAAAUCGGCCAUGAAGCAUCCUCGUCUUCCGCUGCUAGACUGGAAGAUCAGCAAGAAGAAUUUGACGCCGGCAUGAUUCUCGGCGUUCACAACAUGUACAUUGUAUUCCCUCAGUUUGCUGUAGCUAUUAUUGCCGCGUUUAUCUUUGCGGCCACGGACGCUAUCAAGGACGAUAACGAUAGCAGCAUGUCCAGCGUCACGCCUGUGUUAGCCUUUGGUGGGUUAAUGGCCUUGGUUGCCGCAGGAUUUAGUCGAUACCUGAUCCGAGUCAAGCAAUAGUCCAAAAAAAAUAAACACGUAUCAUUUAUUUUUUA